This is a messenger RNA of Rattus rattus (black rat), 2585 nucleotides long. It is a transcript of the gene Tmem161b, whose product is annotated as transmembrane protein 161B. The transcript has 12 exons. Lineage: Eukaryota; Metazoa; Chordata; Mammalia; Rodentia; Muridae. Bases 138 to 1601 code for a protein of 487 amino acids. The record is from RefSeq and is a predicted model, not a curated record.
ACUUCCUGUCCCGUGCGGGCAGGACUUCCGGCCGAGGCGGAAGACCUUUUCCCUCGCGUUUUCUAGAGAUCCGUUUUGCAGAACCUGGAGGGGCGAGUCGGGACCGUACUGUGGACUCUAGAGUGUCUAUAGGCGUAAUGGGUGUGAUAGGUAUACAGCUGGUUGUUACCAUGGUGAUGGCCAGUGUCAUGCAGAAGAUUAUACCUCACUAUUCUCUUGCUCGAUGGCUACUCUGUAAUGGCAGCUUGAGAUGGUAUCAACACCCUUCCGAAGAAGAAUUAAGAAUCCUUGCAGGGAAGCAGCAGAAAGGAAAAAGUAAAAAAGACAGAAAAUACAAUGGCCAUAUUGAAAAUAAGCCACUAACCAUUCCAAAAGACAUUGACCUUCAUCUAGAAACCAAGUCCGUUACAGAAGUGGAUACUUUAGCACUGCAUUACUUUCCAGAAUACCAGUGGCUGGUGGACUUCACGGUGGCUGCUACUGUUGUGUAUUUAGUAACUGAAGUCUAUUACAGCUUUAUGAAGCCCACACAGGAAAUGAAUAUCAGCUUAGUCUGGUGCCUCCUGGUUUUGUCUUUUGCAAUCAAAGUUCUAUUUUCAUUAACUACACACUAUUUUAAAGUAGAAGAUGGAGGUGAGAGGUCAGUUUGUGUCACCUUUGGAUUUUUUUUCUUCGUUAAAGCAAUGGCAGUUUUGAUCGUAACAGAGAACUACCUGGAGUUUGGACUUGAAACAGGGUUUACAAAUUUUUCAGACAGUGCGAUGCAGUUUCUUGAAAAGCAGGGUUUAGAAUCUCAGGGUCCUGUUUCAAAACUUACUUUCAAAUUUUUCCUGGCUGUUUUCUGCUCACUCAUUGGGGCUUUUUUGACAUUUCCUGGAUUACGGCUGGCUCAAAUGCAUCUGGAUGCCCUGAAUUUGGCAACAGAAAAAAUUACACAAACAUUACUUCAUAUCAACUUCUUGGCACCUUUAUUUAUGGUUCUGCUCUGGGUGAAACCAAUCACCAAAGACUACAUCAUGAACCCACCAUUGGGUAAAGAGAGUGUCCCUUUAAUGACAGAAGCCACAUUCGAUACUCUUCGACUCUGGUUAAUAGUCCUGCUAUGUGUUUUGCGGUUGGCCAUGAUGCGAAGUCACUUGCAAGCGUAUUUAAACUUGGCCCAGAAAUGUGUGGAUCAAAUGAAGAAAGAAGCAGGCCGAAUAAGUACAGUGGAGCUACAGAAAAUGGUAGCGCGAGUCUUUUAUUACCUGUGUGUCAUUGCCCUGCAAUAUGUGGCACCUCUGGUGAUGCUGCUUCACAUGACUCUGCUUCUGAAAACACUAGGUAAUCAUUCCUGGGGGAUUUAUCCAGAAGCUGUCUCUCCCUUGCCAGUGGAUAAUAAUCUCCCAUCCAACUUGGUUUACCCUGAACUACCAUCACCUGAUGGGAAGAUGAAGGUAACUGUUACGCAAAUCACAGUGGCAUUGAGCAGCUUAAAAAACAUCUUCACGCCUCUCCUUUUUCGAGGACUUCUGUCAUUUUUGACAUGGUGGAUUGCUGCUUGCCUCUUUUCUACAAGCCUUUUUGGGCUUUUCUAUCAUCAGUAUCUGACAGUGGCAUGAAUUUCAGUCAAAAAUGGAUAUCCAAGUCACACUUUAAAUUCAAAUAUCUGUGCCCUUGAAGGUUGACAAAAGAAGAAUGCAAAUACAACGGAGAAAAACGUAUCGGCGUGUCUUGUUUUGAAUGCUUCCUCUGUGCUCUCAGGGUGAAUUCAUGUUGUAAUAUUUAAAAAUCACAAGAUAGGUUGUUACACUGUUACACUGUGGCAUUGGAAUUGUAACUCAUCGGGAUAACUAAUGUGAGAGGGCUAUCUGCAGAGGCAAUCCUGCCGAUUACCUUGGUUUACAGUUGCAAACCUCCAACAGUCUUUUAGGCUUCUCCUAGGACUCCAGUAACUGACUGCUUUCCAUGGUGUUGUGGUACUGUUAUUACUCGUAGUUGCUGCCUGUAGAACAAUCUUCAAACUGAGCCAUGCUCGAGGGAAGGGAAAGGAACUACAAUUACUUCUGUUGGUAAUGUAUUAGUCUUCAAAAAAAAUCCAACAGAAAGGAAGAGGAAGCUACUGUAUAUUACAGUAAGAAAAGUUGCAUAGUCAAUUUUAAAUUGAAUGGAGAUAUAAAUCGCCCAGUGUCCACAAGCACUGUUACUUGAGAGUAGCAGGAAUAUUGUUUUAAAGUGUAUGCCACCCGGCUUGAAAGUUCUUUUGAAAUGAUUGGCCAAACGAACAUUAGCAGUCUCACUGUUAGUUUUGGGCCUCCUGUAUUUUAUUUUUUCUUUGAUUCUAAAUAGUUAUGUUUAAUCUAAAAAUAUUUAUCAAUACUGAUCAAAUUUGAGAAUUACUUUGUAAUCCUGCUGACUACGUGUAUGUAUUGUAUAUAUAUUAUAUAUUAAAUAUAUAAUAUAUUGAGGUUAUAAAAGAUGAAAAUAUUGAAUCCUUAUAAUAUUUUAAGUUACAGAAUGUCCGUUAAACAAUGAUUGAAUGAGAUGUAUUUGUAUCUAGAAAUUUCUGUUUGGAAUGAGAUUAAAAUACAUUUUUUAAAGCUCAA